GCUGGAGUAUUCGUUGAGUUCGUCCCUCAUUCAUUUCCGCCCCGUUAACCUCUUCGCUCAAACUACAAUUGUAAGGGAAAAAGGGAAGGGAAAGAAGAAGAAAAGAAAAAAGGACGAUCAUUCAUUGAGCCACUACUCUACCGCCUUAAACGUUUCGUAUACAACACGGAAAUCCAAUCUCAUAAGCAUGAGCGGUACACCGAUGAACAACGAGCAGCGAGCGGCGCUCGAGCGGCGUUUGGCAGAACUGCGUGCUGCGCAAGCAGCCGCAACAGGCAGGGGUGCGGCGAAUCCAAGCCGCAGUGCUCCCACGGGCGGUAACCCACCCGCGCCCACCCAGCAGCAAUGGCAGCAGAACGCACCGCAGAACAACAGGCAACAGUACGCACCGCAGACGGGCUACGGCUACGACGAUGACGACGAGGAAGAAGAGGAAGACACAUUUGACCUGGGCCGGCAGCAGUUCGAGGAGGAGUUUCUGCGCAUGCUUGCCGUGCAGCGGCAGCAACAAGCGCAGCACCAACCACAAAUGCCGUCGCAUCGGCAGGUUUCCCUGUACGAGCGCAACGCGGCCUCGGUGACGCAGGUCAGCGCCACCCGCCACGCAGACGAGGGCGUCGACGUCGUCGCGACUGACAAGACCUCGCAGCGCCCACACGAACUCGGCGACUUCGAGGUGCUACGCCUGGCCAAGAUGGGCGACGGCAGCUCCAUGCUUGACUUCGGUUCCGCCAGCGGGGUCGACUGGAAGACCUUCGUGGACAACCGUGGCCGCAACGCCCUGCACUACGCCGCCGAUGCCGGGGCGGCGGCUCUCAUCCGGAAGCUGACAAACGAUCUGCGCGUGCCGUACGUGGCGGACGAGCGGCAGCUGACGCCGCUUGAUGUAGCCGUGUUGAACGGGCACGACAACGUGGAAACAGACGAAGUGGUGGCCGCGCUCGUGGCGGCGGCUACGGCGACCCGCCACGCCGAUGCCUCGCUGGCCGAUCCGCACGUCGCGAAGACGUUGGAGAGCGUGCUGCACGCCCACGCGCCAGCACCACCGAAGUUUGUCUUGAGCAAGCCCGUGCCGAAGCCGGUGGAGGCGUCCGGCGUGCGUAGCUUCUGGUCGGCCACGGCGACUGCGCCGUCGAGUGCCGCCACCUCACUGCAGUGCAGCAGCGGAGCGGACAUGUCCGCCGAGGAGGCAGCGAGCGUGACGGCGGAGGUAAACGCGUUAGAUCGGCACGGCCGGCUGGACUGGCUGCUGCCGGUGACUCGCGGCUCGCACGCGCCGUGCAGGCACUGGCAAAUCGUUCGCCAUAUAAGCAGCGGGGACGGCCCAUCCGGUGCGACGGCCACCACGGCCGGCAUUAUCGUGGCGCAGAUGUUAGCGCACGCCACCUUAAAAGGGCCCGCUGCGUUGAGGAUCAAGAAGGUCGGUGACACGCCGGUGAAGGUGACGAUGGCGGCCCAUCUGGGGGUGCUGGGCACCGCACGUCGGGCUGGUGUAGCUGCCAGCCUGCUGCACGCCUUACGCACGCGUCUCUGCGACGAGGCGGCCGGCGCGGCGGCGAACGCCAUCGUGUUUUUUGCCUCCGGCACGCAGCUGCCGCGCCCGCCCACAUCGAUUGCCACAAUUAAGUGGUACCGCCGUGUCUUCGACGCCGUCAGCGUGUAUGCGUCAGACAGCGCCUACGACGUGUUUCCAGAUUUUUACAACUACGACGCGGUGCUCCGCGCAGAUGCGGUGCUGAAAGGGGCGAUUCCCACAUCCCUCUUUGAGGAGUACGCGGCGGAGAUGCCGCGCUGGUGCGACGUCGAUCCCGCGUCGGACGAUCAGUGUGCGUUGGUGGUGAACUUUAUGGCAGCGAAAGCGGGGACGCCGGAGUCGAAUGUUGAACUGGCCUGUGUGCCGCAGGACGUGGCGGAGCUGCGAAACAGCUACCUGGGCCACCCAGAUCAUCACACCUACGUGCGCACGGACGCGCAGGGCGCCGUGACGGACCUGGUCGUGUUUCGCCGGCGUGACGCCCGUAAGGGCACCGGUGACAAAACCUUUGCGGCAGAGGUGGUGUUUUCCCUCUUUACCAGUAUCGCCGGCAUGGCGAAGGUGGACCACAUGAUGCUGCUUUCAUCAAAACUGUUGGAGGCGAAGAUGCUGUUGGUACCGACGAUGUUUGGCAUAACCGAGAGUGACUUAGCAAAGUCGAACUUUGACGAGGUGGUCGCGAGUCGCGAGUUUGUUUAUGGUGUGUCGCCGUCUACGCUAAAGGAUGUCGAUGGCCUCGGCGCUGUUCCGGCAGCAAAGCUGUCCUUGCCUCUCUACUGUACUUAG
Leptomonas pyrrhocoris is the source of this 2320-nucleotide messenger RNA. RefSeq lists its product as hypothetical. The coding region runs from base 188 to 2320 and encodes 710 amino acids. The transcript has a single exon. Lineage: Eukaryota; Euglenozoa; Kinetoplastea; Trypanosomatida; Trypanosomatidae. The record is from RefSeq and is a predicted model, not a curated record.